Messenger RNA from Phasianus colchicus (ring-necked pheasant), 2959 nucleotides. It is a transcript of the gene OXSR1, whose product is annotated as oxidative stress responsive kinase 1. The record is from RefSeq and is a predicted model, not a curated record. Gene Ontology annotation, biological process: positive regulation of T cell chemotaxis; intracellular signal transduction; negative regulation of potassium ion transmembrane transporter activity. Lineage: Eukaryota; Metazoa; Chordata; Aves; Galliformes; Phasianidae. Gene Ontology annotation, cellular component: cytosol; cytoplasm. Gene Ontology annotation, molecular function: ATP binding; protein serine/threonine kinase activity.
AGCGGCCGCCAUCUUGUGUGUGGCAUCCCCGCCCUUCCCUUUCUCCUCUUUACCGAGCCUUUCUCCACGUCCCGCUCUCGGCAGCCCGCCGCAACUCUCCAUCUCCGAAUAGCGACAGUGUGAGAGAGCGAUGGCAACGCGCCCUACGCUCUCACUAACCUUCGCGGGAGGCGAAGAGGUGCCGCGCUCAAGAUGGCGCCGGGCGGCGCCCCACAGGCGCUGAGGGCGGGUGCGCGUGGCGGCGGGCGCAGGUGACGUCAGCGCGCUCUGGGCAUGGGCAGGUGGAGGGAGCAGGCAAAGUUUGGCCGGCGGUAGCGGCAGGCGGCGGUGGAGGAGGAGGCGGUGGGGCUGAAGGAGCCGCAGUCGGCAGCGUUUGGUUCAGGGUCGGAUUCGGAGCGGCCGAGCCGCGCGGGACAGCGCAGCGCUUCUCCGUUCGUGUGGGGCCUCCCCCCCUGAGGGCGGGCGGGCCGCGGGCACGGCGCGGCCAUGGCUGAGGAGCCCAGCGCGCUGCCCUGGUCCAUCAACAAGGAUGACUACGAGCUGCAGGAGGUCAUCGGGAGCGGAGCGACAGCUGUGGUGCAGGCAGCCUUCUGUGUUCCAAAGAAGGAGAAGGUGGCAAUUAAACGGAUCAAUCUUGAGAAGUGUCAGACGAGCAUGGAUGAACUCCUGAAAGAAAUUCAAGCAAUGAGUCAGUGCCACCACCCCAACAUUGUAUCUUACUACACAUCAUUUGUGGUGAAAGAUGAGCUUUGGCUGGUGAUGAAGUUACUUAGUGGAGGCUCUGUUUUGGAUAUUAUAAAGCACAUUGUGGCCAAAGGAGAACACAAGACCGGUGUCCUGGAUGAGCCCUGUAUAGCCACGAUCCUCAAGGAAGUGCUGGAGGGGCUGGAUUACCUGCAUAAAAACGGACAGAUCCACAGGGAUGUGAAAGCAGGAAACAUUCUUCUUGGAGAAGAUGGCUCAGUGCAAAUCGCAGACUUUGGCGUCAGUGCUUUUUUGGCCACUGGUGGUGACAUUACCAGAAAUAAAGUCAGGAAAACGUUUGUAGGCACACCUUGCUGGAUGGCACCAGAAGUUAUGGAACAGGUCAGAGGAUAUGAUUUCAAAGCAGACAUCUGGAGCUUUGGGAUCACUGCUAUCGAACUGGCUACAGGAGCAGCCCCUUAUCAUAAAUACCCCCCAAUGAAGGUGUUAAUGCUGACACUACAAAAUGAUCCCCCAUCUUUGGAAACGGGUGUGCAAGAUAAGGAGAUGCUGAAGAAGUAUGGGAAGUCUUUCAGGAAGAUGAUUUCAUCGUGCCUACAAAAAGACCCUGAAAAAAGACCUACAGCAGCAGAACUUUUAAGACACAAAUUUUUCACAAAAGCAAAGAAUAAAGAGUUUUUACAAGAGAAGAUGUUACAGAGAGCACCAACAAUUACUGAAAGAUCCAAAAAGGUGAGGAGGGUCCCAGGAUCCAGCGGGCGUCUCCAUAAGACUGAGGAUGGCGGCUGGGAAUGGAGUGAUGAUGAACUAGAUGAAGAAAGUGAGGAAGGCAGAGCAGCAAUUUCACAGCUCAGGUCUCCCAGAGUGAAAGAACCUGUACAGAAUUCAGAGCUAUUCCCAUCAGCUGAGCCUCCAGCUCCUUCACUCAGUGCUCCAGCACAGGCACCUAUUCAACUACCUCAGGCUGCAGGACCAGCACCUGCACAAUCUCAGGCUGCUGUACCUCCACCUAGUCAAGCUCCUCCAGCAGCCCCAGCAGCAGCUCAGGCCCCACCUGCCCCCGCUGCAGCUCCGGUACAGGAAGAUACAAAAGUUCCCAUCAGCCUUGUACUAAGGUUAAGGAAUUCAAAAAAAGAACUCAAUGAUAUCCGAUUUGAAUUUACACCAGGGAGAGAUACUGCUGAUGGUGUGUCUCAAGAACUAAUUUCAGCAGGGCUUGUUGAUGGCAGAGAUCUGGUAAUAGUUGCAGCUAAUUUACAGAAAAUUGUGGAAGAGCCUCAAACAAACAGAUCCGUCACUUUCAAACUGGCAUCUGGUGUUGAAGGCUCAGAUAUCCCCGAUGAUGGCAAACUUAUAGGAUUUGCACAGCUCAGCAUCAGCUAAACAAUGGCCCCAGGAGAUGAUUCCCAACAGAGAACCCACAUGUGCAUAUUUGUAAUGCUUCUGUUAGCCUAAAAAAGAACCACUACUGCCAAAGAAUUGAACUACAGCCCCCUUCCUAGAAGCUUUAACAUUCUCCUUAAUAGGAUCACAAACCUUCCUGAGAUUACCGAUGGCGUUUACACCUUUUGUAAACAAGUCUCAUGUUUUUGUAUGUCAUCUCAAACAUGCAGAUCCAACAUGUCAUUGCCUGCAUGUUCAUAUUAUUAUUGCCUUACUUUAAAGAAAAAUACUACUGAGUACGAAGCGGGGGUUCCACUGCUCUGAUGAUCUCGCCUAAAUGUUUGCUUACAUGUGGUUUCAUUUUUUUUCACUUGCUAUUUUUGCACAAGUUUUAAUACCGAACAGAUCUUUUUUUGUUGUUCUUUACCUGCUUCUCCUUCCAUCCGAAACACCAGUGUACAUGUUGCUUGUGUCACCUGGAGUGCUGAGAAAUCUGCUUCUCUUCAGCUGUCUUUUUAAACUGCUGGUUUGAAUGCUUGCACCUGAGAAGGCAAGCCAAGUCUUAACCCACAGGAGGGAGAGCCUUCUUCCCUUGUGUUUGUGUUUUGGAGAAGUUCCUUGACUUCAGAGUGUUAGAAGUCAGCUUCCCUUUGUAAACUGCCUUAAUUUUUUUUUUUUAUUUUUUAUCAUUUGGGUUCUCUCCACAUGAGUGCCAGGCAUGGCAUGACGGCUGAACCUCUUAAUUUACGUUAAGCAGUCCUUCCUCAAAAGAUGUCUUUCAGUCUACAUCCUUAGAUGUAGUUUGUUCUUAAAGCAGAGCAACGAGGCACUGCUGUCUGAAAACUGGUCUUGCAGAUGAUCAACAAACUCA